CGGUCAUCGAUCAGCAGUUAAUGUCAUAUGUUACCGGUAGCACCCCGACAAUCGGCGGAAUUGAAUCGGCUAAUCAUUAAUUCUCAAUGUGGACUAGCCGACCGAAUAUUGACAUAAUGAUGGUGCCCACUGAACAGCAGUUUGAUGGAUGUUCGCCGUCAGACUCGGAGCACGACGGCGAUGAAGACGGUAUUGUUCAUCUGCACGACGAUUCUGGUAUUCUCAAAUCGGGAUGCGACGAGGAAUGGUACAGCAACGAUUUACAGCUUGCAGCAGAGCUUGGCAAAACAUUAUUAGAGAGAAAUCGGGAAUUAGAAAGUCAACUUAUACAUGCCCAACAUUUAAACGAGGAACAUUCACUGCAUAUUAUGCACCUAGAGAAGCAAGUUGCUCUCUUGAGAGAAGCUGCCGACAGUAAAGCCAAGUUAUAUGAACAACUGGAUUAUAAUGUACAAGAAAUGGAGAAAACAAGCAUCAAACAAACACAUGAAUUGCGAACAAGCAAACAGAAGAUAGAACGGCUGACGGAAAUCAUAGAAAGUCUAGAAAACAAGGUACAAGAACAGAAUACAUUAUUAGAGGAUAUGAAAGUACAUGAACGAGAACGAGCACGUGAACGUCGUAAAACGCAGAGUCUUCCACGAGAAGUCAAUCUAUCACAGUUGAGGAGAUACUUCAGUACAAGUAAUCUAGAAGAGACUGAUGCUGUCAAAGAUGAGAUCAAUAGACUCAAACACACUCUGCAAUUUCUGAGAUCGCGUCUAAAUGCAGAAAAACGAAGAUCUGAUGAAUUUGAAAUUGAAAUCUCUGUGUUGACGCAGGAAAAUCAGUCUCUAUAUGAGCACAUGAAGGAACUUGAGAUCAAAUCAGAAGAAAAUUCUUUGGAAUACGAGUUAGCCGCUGCAUCACCGGGGGCCCAGAAAAGUCCCAGUUUAUGCUCGUGUUGCUUGAAGAAGUUUAGUUUGAUUCGGCAGAAAAGCCAGGAUGAGGACUCUGAUCUACCGGCUGACAGCAGUUUUGAUGAGGAUGGUGAUACCUUUGAGUGGGACACUUUUUUUCUUUCUCAUCCAAUAUCUGGCACAGCAGUGAAACAGGAGAGUUCUGAAAUGUCACUUUUUGGGGAACUUGAUGCACAGUAUCAUGAUUUGAAAGAGAAAUACAAUGACCUGCUUGUUCACAGUAAGAGUACUGUAGAUGGUGAUGUUACUGCGAGUGUGGACACAAAGUGUGACAAUGUAUGCAAUACCGCAGUACAGACAACACCGAUGCUGGAAAAAAGGAGAUCUUUGAGUUUUGAGUUUGCCAAAAUGAAAGAAAAAGAGAGCGCUGCCAAUGAGAAGUUGACUGAGAAAUUUCAGCCUGAGUACAAGAAGCUGUUCAAAGAGAUAUUUGAAGUUCUGAGAAGAUCUAAAAAGUUGCGAAUUGAGAAGAAAUGA
Saccoglossus kowalevskii is the source of this 1436-nucleotide messenger RNA. Its product is annotated as cerebellar degeneration-related protein 2-like. The record is from RefSeq and is a predicted model, not a curated record. NCBI's taxonomy places the organism in Eukaryota, Metazoa, Hemichordata, Enteropneusta, Harrimaniidae.